Triplophysa dalaica is the source of this 5014-nucleotide messenger RNA. Its product is annotated as 1-phosphatidylinositol 4,5-bisphosphate phosphodiesterase beta-4-like. Lineage: Eukaryota; Metazoa; Chordata; Actinopteri; Cypriniformes; Nemacheilidae. Gene Ontology annotation, biological process: lipid metabolic process; phosphatidylinositol-mediated signaling. Gene Ontology annotation, molecular function: phosphatidylinositol-4,5-bisphosphate phospholipase C activity; calcium ion binding. The record is from RefSeq and is a predicted model, not a curated record.
GGAGGAGUAAAACACAUCAUAAUCAUCUCUCUGUCUCUGGUUUCUCCUCCUCCUACAUGCAGUCCAGCGCGAGGGCAGCGCAUGCAUGCAUGCAUGUCCAGCUGUACUGAGCUGUGAGCUCGAGCUCCACCAUCAUUCGCUUGAAUGGAGACGUUGCUUCUCAGUUUCUACUGAACCGAGGUUAGUCCUCCAGAGCUGUCGUCUGCACUUCUACUUCAUCUUCUGUCCGGUUUCAGGUCCGUGAACAGUCAUGACCAAAUCAUACGAAUUCAACUGGCAGAAACGUGUUCCAGAGUUCCUGCUGGAGGGAGCCGUGUUUGACCGGUUUGAUGAGGACCCCUUCGUGUUUGAGCCGAACUGCAGUUUCAAAGUGGAUGAGUUUGGCUUCUUUCUCACUUGGAAGAGUGACGGGAAGGAAGGUCAAGUUCUGGAAUGUUCUCUGAUCAACAGCAUUCGUCCUGGAGUCGUGCCGAAGGACUUAAAGAUUCUGGCAUGUCUCGAGGGGGCGGGGAAGAGCGAGGCCGAUCUUGAUGGUCGCAUCAUCUGCGUGUGCAGCGGACAGGACCUGGUCAACCUCAGCUUCAUGUACAUGCUGACGGACAGCCCGGAUACUGCAAAGAAAUGGAUGGAAGGGUUGAAAUCGGUGAUUCACAACUUCAAGGCCAAUAAUGUUUGUCCGAUGACCUGUCUGAAGAAACAUUGGAUGAAACUGUCCUUCCUCACAAACGUGAACGGACAAAUCCCGGUGCGAGGAAUCACUAGGACGUUCGGCUCGGGUAAAACGGAGAAAGGAAUAUUUCAGGCUCUGAAGGAGCUCGGCCUGCCCAGUGGAAAGAACGAUGAAAUUGAACAUUCGGUCUUCACGUUUGAUGUCUUCUACGCCCUCACUCAGAAAAUUUGCCCUCGCACAGACAUAGAGGAGCUUUUCAAGAAGAUCAAUGUGGACAAAAGUGAUAAUUUAACCGUAGAGCAGUUAGUCAGCUUUCUAAAUGAAAACCAGCGAGACCCUCGACUCAAUGAGAUCCUCUUUCCAUUCUACGACCCCAAGCGAGUGAUGCAGAUCAUCGAGAAGUACGAGAGAGACGGAGACUUAAAGAAGAAAGGUCUCAUGUCUAGUGACGGGUUCUGUCGGUACCUGAUGUCAGAUGAGAAUGCGCCCGUGUUUCUGGACCGGUUGGAUAUGUGUCAGGAGAUGGAUCAUCCUGUGGCUCAUUAUCUCAUCAGUUCUUCACACAACACUUAUCUAAACGGACGACAGUUUGGCGGCAAAUCUUCUGUUGAGAUGUACCGACAGGUGUUGCUGUCCGGCUGCAGGUGCAUUGAGUUGGACUGCUGGGAUGGUAAAGGUGAAGAUCAGGAGCCAAUCAUAACUCACGGAAAGGCCAUGUGCACUGAUAUUCUGUUUAAGGAUGUAAUCAAGCCAUUAAAGAGACAAGCGUUUGUGACCUCUGUAUAUCCCGUCAUUCUCUCCUUUGAGAACCACUGCAGUAAAACGCAGCAGUAUAAGAUGUCCAAAGUAUUGCGAGGAGACCUUUGGUGAUCUGUUUACUCAAGGCAGCCGCUGGAGGGUUUUCCAGUACAGCAGCUGGAGUCCUUCAAGAAGCACAUGGAAGCUGGUGAGAUGAGCAUACAGGCUGAGAAGUUGUACAACGAUGAAGACCUGAGAGCGACCAGCAACAAUCUGUCCAUGUCAGAAGAUCCCAGUGAGCAGAAGACUCACGACAGUCUCAAGAAGAAGGUGAGGGAGGAGAAUCGGCAGAAGAUGCAGAUGCCAGAGCAGCAACUGAUCGCCUCAUAUAAGUAUGAAGGAGCUACAACUAACAUCCACCCGUAUCUGUCGGCCAUGGUGAACUGCCAGCCCGUCAAGUUUCAGGGAUUUGAGGUUGCAGAGGAGAGAAACAUUCAUCACAACAUGUCCUCGUUCAACGAGUCUGUUGGUUUGGGCUAUCUGAAGACGAACGCCAUCGAGUUUGUGAACUACAACAAGCGACAGAUGAGCCGGAUUUACCCCAAAGGAGGCCGUGUGGACUCCAGCAAUUACAUGCCUCAGAUCUUCUGGAAUGCCGGCUGCCAGAUGGUUUCUCUCAACUUCCAGACUCCAGAUCUCGGCAUGCAGCUGAAUCAGGGCAAGUUCGAGUAUAACGGCGCGUGUGGGUAUCUUCUGAAGCCAGACUUCAUGAGACGCUCUGACCGGAUGUUUGACCCGUUCUCUGAGACUCCUGUGGAUGGAGUUAUAGCAGCGACCUGCAGCGUACAGGUGUUCUCAGGUCAGUUUCUAUCAGAUAAAAAGAUUGGCACGUAUGUGGAGGUGGAUAUGUACGGGCUGCCCACAGACACCAUCAGAAAAGAGUUCAGGACACGGAUGGUGAUGAACAACGGACUCAAUCCAUAUUACAACGAGGAACCCUUCGUCUUCAGAAAGGUGAUCUUACCUGACCUGGCCGUGUUAAGGAUCGCCGUGUAUGAUGACAAUAACAAGCUGAUCGGUCAGAGGAUUCUGCCGCUGGAUGGUCUUCAGGCGGGUUACAGACACAUUUCACUGCGUAAUGAAGGAAACAAACCUCUUUCACUCCCCACUGUUUUCUGCAACAUCGUCCUGAAGACUUACGUACCCGACGGCUUCGGUGCUAUCGUAGACGCUCUUUCUGAUCCAAAGAAGUUCCUCACUAUUGCAGAGAAGCGUGCCGAUCAGAUGCGAGCUCUCGGCAUUGAAACGAGCGAUAUAGCAGACGUGCCCAACGAAUGCCUCAAGACGGAUAAGAAAGUCAAGAGUAACGUGACUCAUCAGACCAGCUCAGACAUGAACGCUGCACAGAACAACAUCACAGAGAACAAACGCGAUCAUUCUGCUGUUGUAAAUCAGGUGAACAUUGAAGAUCUGAAACAGAUGAAGAGCUUCAUUAAACUGGUGAAAAAGCAGCAGAAGGAGCUCAACACCUUAAAGAAACGUCACACUAAGGAACACAACGCUGUGCAGAAAUCUCACUGUACUCAAGUGGAUAAACUGGUGGCUCAACAUGACAAAGAGAAGUUUACUCUGGAGAGACUUCUGGAGAAAGCCAUCAAAAAGAGAGGAGAAAACAACUGCUCGGAGUUAAAGAAAGAAACAGCGAUAAAGGUGGAGAUGCUUACCACAGGCCACAAAGAAAAGGUGAAAAACAUAGUAGCCCAGCAGACUAAAGAGUGGUCGGAGAUGAUCAACGGUCACAGUACAGAGGAACAGGAAGUGAAGGACGCUCACGUGACACAGCAGUGUGAGGUCUUGAAGAAGCUGCUGGCUAGCGUUCACGAGCAACAGACGCUGCAGCUCAAACUCAUUCACGAGAGGCAGAGCAAAGAGAUGAAGGGGAACCAGGCCAAGACGUCUAUGGAGAACAGCAAAGCCAUCAGUCAGGACAAGAGCAUUAAAAACAAAGCGGAGCGCGAGAGGAGGGUUCGAGAGUUAAACAGCAGUAAUACCAAAAAAUUCCUGGAAGAAAGAAAAAGGUUGGCCAUGAAACAGGCGAAAGAAAUGGAGCAACAACAGAAGACACAGAGAGACCAGCUGGAGAAGCUGGAGAAAUUCAACGAGCAGCUUUUGAAAUCCCAUCGUGCCAAGUGUCCGACUGAAGGCCAGAGACCUGCAGAAGAUGCUGAAGCUGGAGGAGGAGAUGGACCGCAGACCAGCCACAGUGGUGUAAACCCUCCGAGCGUCAACUGACACCCUCACAGAUCUGCUGUUCCCUUUCACCUCUGCAGUCCUGUAACUCCGCCCCCUCACCCUACCUCAGCUGAAACUCCACCCACUCCCCCCCGCUUCUGCAGCUGUGUCCAGCCAAUCACCGGCUUCCAGGUCGGACCGUAGCUCCACCCGCUCCCUCUGGUUUGACUGCCGCGUCACGCGGCACCGUUCUCCAGCACAAUUUCGUGAGGACACACACACACACAAGACAUGCACGUGUGCGUUCAUCAUCAUCAUCAUUGCUGAGCUAGUAACCGUAGCAGCAAACGGACCAAUCCGAUUAAGAGCAGAUCUAGUUUGUAUUGUGUGAAUGAAGCGCUCUUUCUAUAUGUGAUAGGAUGUCCGAGGAUCUUUGAAUAUGUAGCAGAGCAUUACAGUAGCGUCUCUCUAUCUCUGUACAGUAAGAAUGUAAAGCGUCUCACACACACACUGUACGGACGCGUCUCACACACACUGUACAGACACACACCCGUCCUCAUUUAUCAUGGCUUUAUUUAUGUGUUUUAGAUACAAGACUCACAGGCAGUUUUAUUCAGCAUUGGUUUGUUUUUAGAGGUUUUAAAAUGCUGUGGGUUGUGUACUGGACCUGUUUGAAGACCGUUUGGCUCCUGACAGUCCAAAGUGUACGGCCAAUGACGGGUGAAAUCUUAACAUAUGAGACGGAUGUGAUCACACACGCUGAACGUUCCUCUUGGACACUGAAUUGUAUUUUCUGUUUUUAUUUAUUUUGGUUUGUGGUGUUUUGGGCCGUUCUGAUGGUUUGGGGAUGAAUGGGAACUGGUUCUAAUGGUUAUUGUUGGUUUGUCUCUUUUCUUUUUCUCAUGUUCAUGUUAUUAAGUGUUUGGCGUUGUCCCACAUAUCUCGUGUGAAAGCAAAGUGAUUGAACCAUUUUAAAACACCAUCGCAAACAAAUGUGCCACCACAUGUCGGGUAGGAUGUUUAUAUUAUUUUACAAGCUGAUAUAAUGCCAAAAUAAGGGGUUUGUUUCUAUAAAGAUGCAUAUAUAAAGAUAUAUAUAUAUAUAUAUUAUGAAAUAGAGUGAGUAGUUUUAGACUAUAUUUUGUUUCUUAGAAGCUUUUUGCACUAGCUGAAUGUUUUCUGUUGCUAUGAUCUUGUGGAUCUGUGUCCAGACCUCUCGUAGCUUCUCUGUGGACCGCUGUGAGUGCUUUUGUAUUUCUAUUGUAUUUGUCAAACUUCUUGUAAUCACAAUACUCAACAAAAACACAACCUGUUGUUCUCCUGCUACUUUAAUACUGUUUUAUAGUAUGUGUACCAAUAAACUCUCCCAGAUGU